Molecule: messenger RNA, 990 nt
Organism: Fusarium redolens
Lineage: Eukaryota; Fungi; Ascomycota; Sordariomycetes; Hypocreales; Nectriaceae
Exons: 2
Coding region: 1-492 (163 amino acids)
Source: RefSeq, a predicted model, not a curated record
AUGAUUUCCGGUUGGACAAAGAAGCUUGGCGAACUAGCUGGGUUUGGCGUUGUUGUGAUCUUAUAUACGCUCCGUUACAAUGCAGGCAACGAGUUUGACCAAUGCUCGAAUAUCAGCGAUGGACUUCGCAACCUUAUGCUUCAACACGCCAACUCUAGGACUUUCGAGAAGCAUUACCUCGGCCGCGUCGUCCCUGUGGAUACUAUGGCUGUUGUGAGCCAUAAAGAGCAGCAAAAAGCGCUGAUGCGUCAAGCCUGCAGUAUCGGGUACUCAGCCAGCAAGCGACGGCCUACCCAUCUGACUGCUGAGCAGUCCGCGAGCAUCAAUGAUGAUCCCGAGAUCCAGGAUCUCCUUCGACAACGAGAAUUCCUUCUCUCUAAAGGCAAUAAGUCCGACAAGGUUCGCACACGUCUAAGGAAGAUUUCUAAGGAUAUUCAAAGCGAGAAGGCGCGCCUACGCCGAAAACGCAAAGAUCAAGUCAGAAAGACUUAGUCUCGCGAACAGGCUGUAACCGAUAUCGAGCGACAACUAGCUAGCAAGACAUUUGAGGAUCCACCAAUCUCGCCAUCGGAUGAAGAUGCUCAUCCAGCCCAGAAACGUCUAUACCAGCGCUGCCCUCAAAUCAAACAAAUCAAAUCCGGGGUCAUAUUUGAGAUAUUUGAUAACUCUCAAGACUAGAUUUGUUGUUUGAAAUAUUUAUUCAAAUAUUUCAAAUAUUUCAAAUCUGACUCUCUAUGCUUCCAUGCUAACAUCUCCAAUCUCCCAUUGGACCUCGUCCCCCCCACCUAUUGUCGCCCCUAGCUUCACCGCACCAUGUCUGACCCAGUUCUUAAGGCAUCGUAACUUCUCCAGCGUUUCCGUCGUCAUCGAAAGCCUCUGCGUCGUCAGCGUUAACUUGGCUAGGCUGAACGACCUCUCGCAAUCAGUCGCCAUCGCCGGUAUCGCGAGUAUAUCGAGAGCCAAUUGGCUGAUCAUCGGGAAUUGUCCCUG